Messenger RNA from Aspergillus luchuensis, 978 nucleotides. RefSeq names its product SMP-30/gluconolactonase/LRE family protein. The record is from RefSeq and is a predicted model, not a curated record. The coding region runs from base 1 to 978 and encodes 325 amino acids. NCBI's taxonomy places the organism in Eukaryota, Fungi, Ascomycota, Eurotiomycetes, Eurotiales, Aspergillaceae. The transcript has 3 exons.
AUGAAAGUACUCCUAUUGUUACUCGGAUCUUUCACGGGCAGUCUCGUCCAAGCCCAGACUGGCGUUACCCAUCCCAUCUCAGAAGAAUGUGGCCCUUCGGUUGUCUGCGUCAAUCACUAUGCGAAUGUGCUUCCCUACCACUUCUUUCGCAAUGUAAGCACCAUGGACGCCGUUACGACCUUCGGUGAUACCACCGUAGCAAACGGCACCGUCCUGCAAGACGUCAAGACCGCGGAUUUCAUUGUGUAUAACAAAGAGAAAGGACUCGAUAUCCUAGGCUCGAACCCGAGCUACGAAUACGUUUUUGCCGUGAAUGAUGCGGUGCAUGAAGCCCCCGUCUACGUGGCAUCGCAGAACAAACUGUACCUCUCGCAGCUCGCGCCGCCGCCAGGCUAUCUUCCGCAGCUGGUUGUCGAUCUCAACCAGGAUCCCCCAACACUAUCCGAAUACCUCUCUGAUCCACCAGUCUAUGCCCCCAAUGGCGGCACGUUCCAUGACGGCAAAAUCAUAUGGGGCGCAUCUGGCGGCAACAGGUCAAUUGGCGGGACUGAACAACGCAUCUCCCUCAGAACCUUAGAUCCAGAGACAAAUAAAACAACGAGCCUGGUCAACAACUACUUUGGAUACUACUUCAACACCAUUGACGACAUUGCCGUGCAUCCCAAGACUGGCGAUAUCUGGUUCACAGAUCCACAAUACUCCUGGUUCAACGAUAUCACAGACACCCCUCCUCAGCUUCCCUGUGCCAGUUACAGAUAUAACACUUCUUCUGGGGCUGUGGUAGUUGUGGACGACUCAAUCGGUCAGCCCAACGGGAUCGCUUUCACUCCAGAUGGAUCUAUCGUAUACAUCAGCGAUACUGCGGCAGUCAGCGCUCCUAUUGAUCCCAAAUAUGGCCAUCCGGGCAGUACGUUUAAUACCACGCAUCGGCGGUAUGUAAAACCUGGACCUGAUAUACUCGGAAGACCCGAAAGGUGA